Messenger RNA from Phragmites australis (common reed), 3178 nucleotides. Its product is annotated as ubiquitin carboxyl-terminal hydrolase 8-like. The record is from RefSeq and is a predicted model, not a curated record. The transcript is spliced from 12 exons. The coding region runs from base 208 to 2832 and encodes 874 amino acids. Gene Ontology annotation, molecular function: cysteine-type deubiquitinase activity. Lineage: Eukaryota; Viridiplantae; Streptophyta; Magnoliopsida; Poales; Poaceae. Gene Ontology annotation, biological process: protein deubiquitination.
UCCUCGCCUCUUCUCUCUCUCUCUUCCGCAGCAGAGCGCCACCGCGGCGGCGUCCAUUUUACAAAUCCGAGGGGCAAGGCAAACAAAAACAAAAGCGACAAGCAGCAGCAGCAGCUCGCAUUGCGGGAGGACCCGACGCCAGCUCACUCGCGCACGCAUCCCUCCCCCUCUCCCGGCCUCAGAUCCCAUCUCGCGCCUCCCCGGCACAUGGCCACCGCCGCCACAGCCUCCGCCCCCGCCUCCGCCUCCACCUCCGGCCGCGACCCCCUCGACGCAGCCGCCGCCGCGUCCUCCACCGCUGCCGUCUGCCUCGUCCCGUUCAGGUGGUGGGCGAGGGUGCGGGAGGAGGCGGCGGCGGGUGGGGUGCAGUACGCGGCCACCGCGGCCGCCUCGCCCUCCUACUACGGCAUCAGGCUCCUCCACAGCUUGCUGCACCCGGAUCUCGUCCUGCGACUCGAGCGCGGGGAAUGCCGCGCCGGUGGCGGAGGCCGAAGCUACGCGCUCGUCCCGGCCGACGAGCUCUCGCGGGCGCUCGCCAGGCAGAACUCUGGUUUGGCUUUGCAAAAUAAACAUUCGUUUGCUGGAGACAGCGCUGGUGCUUAUCCUUUGGUGCUUAGGAUAUCUGUCAGCGAAACAAGUAUUUUGACACUGAAGAUCAGCAAAAAGGACAAUCCAGUUGAGAACUACAAACGAGCAAACAAGAUUUUUAAUGCUGAUUCUCAACCAGUUCAUGUUUGGGAUUUUUCAGGGCAGACAAACUUAAUAUUAAUGAAUGAAUGGAAUAGGCUACAUCAUGACUGUUGCCAUACAGAUCAAGAGAAUCUUCUAGAAGUGCAAGUCUACGCAAUGUCCGACUCCUUAACAUCCAAAAUUGGAGGGACCAACAAAGAAAAUUCUGGAGAUGUUCAUGAUGCUGAUUCAUCCUAUGGAAGCUUUGGAAGAGCUAGCUCUAUGGGGUUGAUAGGAUUGGAGAAUCUUGGAAAUACUUGCUUUAUGAACAGUUCGAUCCAAUGUUUGUCUCACACACCAAAGCUUGUUGAUUAUUUCCGUGGUGCUUAUGCCAGAGAUAUAAAUCGGACUAAUCCAUUGGGACUGAAUGGUGAACUUGCUUUGGCAUUUGGAGAAUUGUUGAGGAGCUUAUGGACCACUGACAGAAAACCAGUUGCACCGCAUCAUUUCAAAGCAAAAAUUGCCUGUUUUGCUCCUCAGUUCAAUGGCUUUAAUCAGCAUGAUUCACAGGAGCUUCUUGCCUUUUUAUUGGAUGGUCUCCAUGAAGAUCUUAACCAGGUUAAGUGCAAACCAUAUGAAGAAGCGAAGGAUGCAAGUGGCCGUUCUGACAAAGAAGUAGCAGAUGAGUACUGGAGCAACCAUUUAGCUCGAAAUGCCUCCGUUAUAGUCGAUAUCUGCCAUGGACAAUACAAAUCUACAUUAACUUGCCCUACUUGCAGUAAAAGAUCUAUCACUUUCGACCCAUUUAUGUACUUAUCUUUGCCUGUACCUUCCACGGCAAAGAGGGCAAUGACUGUAACAGUUUUCAGCACUGAUGGUAGCAGAGAACCAUUCCCAUAUGAUGUCAGUGUGCCAAAGUUUGGGACUCUUAGUGAUCUUGUUCAGGCUUUAAGCAUUGCUUGUUCACUUGGAGAUGAUGAGAUCCUGCUGGUUACGGAGGUCUAUAAUAACCGCAUCAUUCGAUACCUGGAGGAGCCAUCAGACUCGGUUUCGUUGCUGAGGGAUGGAGAUAAACUGGCAGCAUACCGGCUACCCAAGAAAUACGAGAAAUCUCCGCUUGUCGUUUUUACACACCAACAUUCUGAUGAGCAUUCUAGUAUCGAUGACGUAACACCACAAAUGAAGGAAUUUGAGGCCCCACUUUUGGCAGCUCUACCAGAGAUGGUCAAUGGAUUAUCCCUUCGGAGUAUCUACCUGAAGUUGUUGAAUCCAUUUCGAUUGUCCAAGGGGACUAGUUCGCGUAAUGAUUGUGCAGAGUCUAAUGGUAACUCUCCUGACCUGAUGGAUGCAGUGCCUUCUGGUUCGGAUAGUAAUGUUCAGAACGCUCAAUUGGAAGAUGACCCUGAAAGCAGCCAUGAAAGUGAAAGUGAAAUAAUGGAAAGACCCAGUGAGUUAUGUGAUGGGGGUACAGCUGAUUCUAAUAAGGAGGCACACAUGGAAGAGUUUGAAUUUUAUCUAAAAAAUGAAAGAGGUGAUGGCCAGCAACAGAAUAUAAAAAUUAGUGAGCUGGAUUUACUCGAGACAGCACCAAACCGGUUGCUUGUGAAUGCCCACUGGCAAUGUAAUGCGUUAAGACAAUAUGAUACCUCAAUGCUGAACAAUCUACCUGAGAUUCACAAGCUUGAGCUUAUCCCGAAAGGAACUGAGGAUCCUGUUGCACUACAUGGUUGUCUGGAAGCCUUUCUGAAAGAGGAACCAUUGGGGCCGGAGGACAUGUGGUACUGCCCAUGCUGCAAAAAGCAUCAACAAGCGAUGAAGAAAUUAGAUUUUUGGAGGCUGCCCGAAGUUCUGGUGAUCCAUCUCAAAAGGUUCUACUACACUCAGUUCACAAGAAACAAGCUCGAGACGUUUGUAGAUUUCCCCAUCAGUGAUUUAGAUCUGUCAUCAUAUAUAGCCGACAAGAGUGAGCAGCCAGACAGCCAUUAUCGCUUGUAUGCUAUUAGCAACCACUAUGGAAAUAUGGGAGGGGGGCAUUACACCGCCAGCAUCUUUCAUGAGGAAGGGAAGGGGUGGUACAAGUUUGAUGACGACUGCGUAACUCCUUUAAGUGAAGACAGUAUAAAGACACCGGCUGCUUAUGUUCUGUUCUACAGACGAGAGUGAGGAUACAACUGCAGUGCAAAAGUAUUUUCUGCAGGUGCUUUGGCGACUCCAGAUUUUCCUACAUAUUAUGCCUGCUUCAUCAUGUGUGAUUUCAACAUGUCGGCACUUGAAUCUCUCAAGUCACACUAACCUAUACAACAGCAUGUACAGAUUCAAUUGCCAACAAGAGAACAAAAGACCUAGCUGAUGCAAUAUUCUUUUUUCCAACUCACAAUAAUCUUUUCGGUACAUGGCUUGGGUCCACAUUGUAAUUGCUCCGACCGAUCAGUGAAGGGUUGGUCAACUCACCAAAUUCUUUCCUGGAAUUUGAAACGAUGUAACAACUCUGUAAAUUAACUCCCCGUGA